AUGUCAAACCAUCAGUUUGAUAACAAAGAGAACUUGAUUCCGCUAUCUCAUCAGCUGAAUCAACAACAUCAACAACAGCAACAGUUUGCUUGUUUCUCAAAUUGGUCACAUAUUGGUGAUCCAAUACAUGAUGUACCAUUGCCAACAUAUAGAAAUGAUUGCUCCGUCGCAUCAUACUUACAAGAGCCUCAUGUAUUGACUACAACACUCGAAGCUCUUUGUAGUAGUGGUAGUUCAAACAACUCAUCGACAAUGACAACAAGCUCACAGGCAUCAUCAACAGUAUUCCAUGAUAUUAAUGUAUUGUUACAACAGACUGAUGUCAGCUUCUUAAAGUUACAGAAUGAUAUAUCCAACAGAGUGGCCUUCUCGCCGGCCUCGCCCGUGCUCACAUCAUUGACCAACCAUCUACCAAGCCUCAACGCUACCAAGAUGAACAUACACCCGGGCUUUAUCAACGCCAACGCCAACAACAACACAAUCAACAACAACAACAAUAACAACAACAAUCACAUGGUACAGCAGCAACCACCUCAGUCACCUUAUCAUAAUGCUAGGACUGCUUUCGCGCCAUUGCCGACUACUCCACCAACGUCUGUGGCCACCGCCGCCAUCCCAUCGAUGCGCCCACACGCCCCCUACGUUGGCAAUGCAAGAAUCACUCAACAGACUGUCUUGUCACAUGCUGGCGACAAGAUGCUCACCAUCCCCUACGACCCUUCAAGUACAUACGUUCACUCGGACAACUCAUAUAUCAAUUCAGCCUUUGUUGAUGCCAAUGGCGUGCCACAGGCACAGGCACAGACACCUCAGAAGAAGAAGACAACGACAAAGACACGCGAGCGCAAGACAACAACCACAAAGAAGAAGGCUACGGCAUCAAGGGAUGUGCCCGCCACGUCGGUCACGGCGACGACCGAGGUCACAAUGUUACAGAGCCAGCCAAGCGCACUGGACCAACAUCUGGAGAACCAGCUGACAACCAUCCUGGCGCAGCAGAAGCAGCAGCAACAACAACAGCACACACCGAUCGAGAGGCUCGACAUUCAAUUGCAACACAUCUUUGACAAUGUCGCACAGGACAAGGAGCAUGGCGAGAUCGACGGCGCAUUCAUUGGUAACCUGCGCAAUGACCUCGCCGUACUGUGCCAGACGUCCGUCAUGCAGCUGCAGGACCUGAUAUCGUUGGAGCGCUAUGCCAACCUCUUCCAGAACCUACUCAAGUUCAUGAAAGAGGCCAACAACGUCCAUUCGCUCUCCUAUCGCGAGGAUUCCAACGAUAAGGAAGUUCAAGAGUUCCACAAACUCGAGCUGUCCUUUGAGAGCGCCAUCCUCAUUCUUCAAAUAUUGAACAUCCCCAUUGUUGGCACUUCACUGGCUGAGUUGAUCGAUGAUGAAAUCGUUGAGUUUGCAUCGAUCAUCAAGUCACAGUACACUGAGAACAUCUUGGGCCAUCUGGACCCUUCAUUCAAGUCAAGACAGCCAAUCACAUCAAUAGCCAAGUCAUCGGGAAAUGAUGAUGCAAAAUCAAAGGGCAAGGGCAAGGGCAAGGGAGUUGCCAAAGGCAAGACCGCCAAGUCAAAGGAUGAUGAGAGCGAAGAAGAUGAUGAUGAGGACGACAGCGAGGACAGCGAGGACAGCGAGGAUGACGAUGAAGAGGAUGAGGAUGAUGAGGAUGCCUCACAAGACAAGCCAAAGAGCACAAAGAAGAAGCAAAAAGUGUCUUCCAAGUCUGCCAAGGCAUCGGUCAGGGCCACCAAGCCCAAGUCCAAAAAGAAUGGACACAACUACUUCCAACUCUUAUGUAACAAGGUCACAGAGAUAUUUGAUGGCGUGGCCAAGUUCACAUUGUCAAGCUACCAGGCACAGGACCCAUACCCUACUAUUAUGGUCGAUUGUGCAUUGCCAUGUUUCUUCAUCACUGGCAUCAACUUUAUUCAACUCAGUGCAGUUGAGCUACUGCGCACACUAUUCUACAAAUAUCCACAGCAUCGCGAGUCCAUCUUUGAGCAAGUCCUAUCGAGGAUUCCCAAGACCAUUGCUCUCAAGAAGAGUUUGAGGACCUACAAACUCAAGGAUGGACGCUCAAUUCAGAACAUCACUGCAUUGCUACUUCAGUUCAUCCAGAGCUCACCACAACGACCCGACUUGAACAGCAACAACAACAGCGAUGAGAAGAAGCCCAUGAAGAUGUGCCACGACUACUCAUCCAUGAUUAUCUUGUACUUUAUUGACAAAUGCUCAGUCAAGACAGACGACUGCGAGUAUAGGACGAUAUUGGAGAACUUGGUGACAGACUUGUUGGUUCUGAUCAAUCAUCCAGAGUGGCCCGCUGCGAAUAUGUUCUUGCAUUUGUUGAGUGUGUCGCUGUGCAGGGUGCUCUCGGACAAGGUCAAGUUCAGUGAUAUGCUCAAGAUGAUGGUGAUCGAUCUGAUGGGCGUGAUCAUAUCAAAGCUCAAACACGAGUGCAUGCUGUCUAGCGAGGAGGUCAAGUUGUUGCCACUUCCAUUCGGCGAGUUCAGCACGGCCACUGCCUUGCCACCUGCGCCCACCUCGCCACAGGCAGGAGUAGCACAGACUGCCACGACGAUCAUCAACGAGGAGUCUGAAGAGCUGGAGCGAAAGCAUGCCUCGAGGAUGCACACAUCGUCUGCCAAGCCAGUCUGCCAAUGUGGAAAGUACAAGAUUGGAUCAUUCACAAUCAAGUGCGGCCAAUGCCAGCAUCCACACCACGACCUGUGCGCACCAGACUACUCCCUCAACGAUGUGCGCCAACAAGAAUGGCUAUGCGUAAGGUGUCGCAUCAUCAAUCAAAUUGGCGCGUACGAGCCACCUCAACAGCAACCACUUCAGACGAGCGCCAAGACAGCCUCAAAGAAGCCACUGAGCAAGCGCAAGAAGGGCAAGGCUUCUAAGAAGGUCGAGCAGGAGCCAAUGGAUGAGGACGAGCACGAGCUCACACCUCCCCAUGCCAACAACAACAAUGAGACGACGGUAACAUCAGUUGGUGACUUCAAUGUGUUGAUCCAGUUGCUGCUCAACUACCUUCAGUCCAAUUGCCAGCAGGGCGGCGAGGCGUGGCUGGUGACAUCCAAGCACUUCCUGAUCACAUCAUGGAUCGACAGCGAGUUUGUUAGUUCAAAGCUCUCUGUCAAGAGCAAGCAGUACAUCUUGUCGCAGUGGGAGCCUGAGGAGGGCUUCUCUGCGGCCAACAAGUGCUACACGAUCAGCCCAGACAUGGCCAUCAAGGCUUACCGUCUGCUGUCCGUGCACAUCAAGGCGUCGCUGUUCCAGAUCGUCAACGAGCUGCUGUACAACCUGCUGUCGGUGCUGUUCGACCCGUCCAAGACGGCGCGCGCCAAGGCCAUGAAGUCGUUCUCGACCAUCGUCGAGGUGGACCCCUCGGUGCUGGCCGAUGAGAUUGUCCACGCGUCCAUCAAGAACCGCUUCAGCGACGACGCUAUCUCUGUGCGCGAGCACACUGUCGACCUGAUCGGCAAGUACAUAUUGCUAAAGCCCGAGCUGACCUGGGGCUACAUCGACCUGAUCGCCGAGAGGAUCGCCGACAAGGGUAUCAGCGUGCGCAAGCGCGUCGUCAAGACACUGCACGACGUCUGUCUGGCACACAUCCAGCAUCCCAAGAUACCCUACAUCUGCAAGAUCCUGGUGGGUCGUAUCUCGGACGAGGAGUCCAUCAAGGAGCUGGUGGUCCAGACGUUCAAGGACCUGUGGUUUGGCGAUCACGAUCAGACCAUCGAGCAAAAGACCAAGCAGAUCGUCGAGGUCGUCAAACAACUGAACCAAGACGAUUGGUUCGUAGACUUGAUCCACAAGCUGAUCGACCCAGGCAAGCAGCCAGCCAACAAGCGAGCCACCAAGCAACAAAAGAGUGCCGAGUCCACCUUUGCCAUUUGCCAGUCCGUCUGCUCCCACCUUGUCGAUAUGUUGAUAUCAUUUGAUGAGAAGCGGAGGACAAAGGAAUUCCCAGAGUUCCUGGCAAUAUUCAAGUGUCUGAGGAUAUUCUGCAAGAUUGAUCCAAAGUUGUUGGUCUCAUACAUCAAGGUGUUGCAUCCCUAUAUCAAGCUCUCUGGCAAGACUGUUGGAACUGAGGAGACAAAGGUGUACAUCACUAUUGUGUAUAUAAUCCAAAAGGUUAUACCAUUGAUCGAGAAUGUUGACACAACAUUCUUGACAGCACUGGAGAAGGACUUGUUAUAUUUGAUCUCGAGCCAGGGAUCACUAUUGGUCAGAUCAUGUAUCAAAUGCCUCUGUACAAUAGUGCAAUCGACCAGUUACAAUUAUAGGAUCAUCGAGGAGGAGCUGUGCAGGAAUCUGAUGACUCUGCAGUUCUGUGGUAACAAGCCAAAGUCUGAGAUAUUGCGCGCGCUCUACAUCACCGGCCUGUACGUGCGCUACUUUGACUUUGAGAAGCACGACAGAUUCUCGGUCACCGUCCACGACAGUCUCAAGUUUGAGGAGCUGGGCGUGGUAAUGACGACCAUUCCCAUCAUCUCCAAGCUGUUCACGUACACCAAGGACAAGGACGUCAUCUCCAAGUCGGUCGAGUCCAUUGGCAACAUCAUCAUCUCCUCACCAGUGAUACUUAACAAGGAUUCGAUACGCAGUGUCAUCUCACAAUCACUCUCAUCGCCAGAGAGCAAGAUCAAGGAGACAAUAUUGCGUGUCUAUCUCAAGUUGCUCAAGAAGGAAGGCAAGUCACAUCGCGGCAACAACAGCAGCAAGAAGGAUGUCACUACCUCAACAUCUGAGUCAGAGGACAUGACCACAGACAAUGAUGAGUCGUCCGAGGACACCAAGGCCAAGGCGGACAAGAAGAGGGCCCCAAUCAUCUCAAUGCAGAUCGACAUCCAUGGAGAAUCAUUGGUGUCAUCGAUACAGAAGUACUUUACAACGAUAUGCAAGCUACUUCUAGACACUGAUCAGACUGUUAGAUUGUGCGCCAUCUCGACUGUGGAGCUCAUUGUACAACAAGGCAUUAUCAAUCCAUUGGAGGCAGUUCCAGAGAUCAUCACAUUGGAAACGGAUGCCAAUCCAGCGAUUGCAGACAUUGCACACAAGACCCUGGUCCACAUCAAUCAGAAGCAUUCAUCAACACUCUUCAAGAGGGUCGUUGAGAGUUUGAAGCUAUGUUUCAUGUUCCACAUGUCCAUUGGAACCAAAUCACCUUACAACAAUGUCUCAAAGGGAUUGUGCAAGUUCUAUAUGCUCUUUAGACAUCUAAAGGCUCAACGAACGACGUUCAUCCAACAUAUCAUGUCUCAGUUCGACUCAACACGAUCAUAUCGCCACAAGGAUUUGGAGUACUAUCGAUUCGUUGUGGAGCUGUUGGCCUCAUUGCCCUACAACAACAUGGAUGAGAUAUUCGAGAUCAUCGUCUCGAUUGACAAGAUCGUGUCGCUGGAGGGCAGCUCCAUCUUAUCAGACAUCCAGACGGCACUGGGCAAGAAGAGACGUGACUCGGUGUCAGAGACACAGCUACUGGGUUACUUUGUCUCGUCGCAAGUGGUCACACUGCUUGUGGAGUUAAAGCAGUUCCUCAUCCAGACGUACGACAUCAACAAGGAGCGUGCCACAGCAUUCCUUGAGAACACGGCCAAGAACGCAGACAAGCUGCAGAUCUCACUUCCAGACUCGAUCACAUUCACCAAGACCAACUAUCCAUUCUCAACUUUCCCUGCCGAGGACGACCUAAAGGACGAGGACACUCAGAAGAAACUGUUUGUAUCGUUCAAGUCAAUGAUGAAGUCGGACAAUGUUGACUUCUCCACAAUCAGCGAGGCAAAGAAGCAGACCAAGAAGCGCAAGUCAACCAAGAAGUAA
Messenger RNA from Acytostelium subglobosum LB1, 5841 nucleotides. RefSeq lists its product as hypothetical. The transcript has 8 exons. The record is from RefSeq and is a predicted model, not a curated record. Gene Ontology annotation, cellular component: Scc2-Scc4 cohesin loading complex. Gene Ontology annotation, biological process: regulation of gene expression; replication-born double-strand break repair via sister chromatid exchange; establishment of mitotic sister chromatid cohesion. Gene Ontology annotation, molecular function: chromatin binding. Bases 1 to 5841 code for a protein of 1946 amino acids. NCBI's taxonomy places the organism in Eukaryota, Evosea, Eumycetozoa, Acytosteliales, Acytosteliaceae.